This is a messenger RNA of Fusarium keratoplasticum, 1041 nucleotides long. RefSeq names its product Fe2OG dioxygenase domain-containing protein. Lineage: Eukaryota; Fungi; Ascomycota; Sordariomycetes; Hypocreales; Nectriaceae. The transcript has 4 exons. The record is from RefSeq and is a predicted model, not a curated record. Gene Ontology annotation, molecular function: dioxygenase activity. Bases 1 to 1041 code for a protein of 346 amino acids.
AUGGCCACCGAAAUCUUCCCCGUCAUUGAUUUGUCUGUCGGCGACGACUGGCCUCAAACCCUUGGUCCCAAGAUCGUUGAAGCUUGCCAAGUCUGGGGCUUCAUGAUUCUAACCGGACAUGGAAUCCCUCAGCAGAAAAUCGAUCGCAUGUUCAACUUGCACAAAGAGUUCUGCGCACAGCCUCUCGAAGUGAAAUCUGAAUGCCGCGUCGACGAGCGACAGCUAGGAUACGAUGUCAAAAAUUCCAAAAUCGCCGUCAACGAAUGCAUGGUUUUCGGAGGAACCAAAGGCGAUGUUGCCCAAGGCAAGAAUAUCCCGAGCUGGUGGGAUGCCGAGAAACGUGCAGAUGUCGAAGAUUUCAAGUCACAGGCCCACAAGCUAGGUCUCAAGCUCCUUGAGGUCUUUGCAACUCAUUUCAGCCUGCCCGCUGAAUACUUCUCUGCGGCCCACAAUGAUGAGCGAGGGCCAGGGAGUGUCCUCCGUAUGCUCCAUUAUCCCAAACUGGAGGAGAGACCCGAUAAGAAUUUCCCAAGACUCUACUCUCACACAGAUUGGGGCUCCGUCACCUUUGUCUGGCCUCAGGGAGGUGGCUUGGAGGUUGAGACUCCUUCCAAGAAGUGGAUGCCUGUCCCGCUUAUUCCAGGCUCCAUCGUUGUCAACAUUGGUGAUGCUUUGUCGCUGUGGAGUGGCAAGACGUUGAAGUCAACCCUGCACAAGAUCUCGUUUGACAAUUUGCCCAUUGAUCAGGACCGUUGGUCUAUGGCCUACUUUGUCAAUGCUAACCAAGAUGCGAAACUGGAGAUCCUCAAGCGAGAUCAUGAAGGGAAACUCGUCAAGGACCAUGGCUCCAUUGAAUUGACGGCAGGAGAGUAUCACCAAGUUCGACACUAUAUGUCUGAGAAGGAAGACGCAAAGAACAAUUGGGUUGGAAAAACCGAAGCCUCGAAGUUUGAUCCGCGGGUCAUUCAUGCAGUUGAGAGCCUAGGAAUUGCAAAUGGCUCAGGCUUGGUUAAUUUCUCUCCUAUCGUUGUUAAGCAGUAG